UAAAAAUAUAUCAAUGGGUGCAAAAUCGUCACGGUGAGGCUGCUCGCAUUGUAGUUUGCCCUCCGCAAAAUCAAAAUCUGUGAGUAUGAACCUCUCUAUCUCUCUUAACGUAUAAAGGCGGGAAACACAGAAUUUCUCCCUCGGCUAUCAAACUCACCACCGCAAUACGUAGCUUCAGACUCUACCGCACUCUCUCUCCCUCCGCACUCUUCUUCAAUGCUUUCAGAAAUUCACUUUCUAAAUUUGCGGUAGCUUCAAUUUCUUCUGUUGAGAGGCCAUCUCCUCUUUGUGCGAAGCUCAACUCGAAAAAUGGAGAAACUCAGGCCAGCGUGGGCUGUCAAGGCAAUCAUCGUCAUCCUUUUCACUUCGAUUCUUUUCCGAUGCGUCUGCGGCGAGAAUCAUACCGUCGGCGGAGCCUCAGGCUGGGAUCUCCGUUCCAACAUCCAGGCCUGGUCGUCUACGACGACGUUUAAUAUCGGAGACGAUCUCGUAUUCUCGUACACGCCAGUUCACGAUGUGGUGGAGGUAAACCAACUAGGUUACGACACGUGUACGAUAACCAACGCCCUUGCCACGUAUGAUAAUGGAGAAACCGUGAUUCACUUAGGCGGAGCGGGAACACGAUACUUCGUGUGUGGCAGAAUGGGCCACUGUCAACAGGGCCUUAAACUCCAGGUCCAAGUUCUAGCCCAGUCCAACAACGGAAGCAACGACGAUCAAAACCAAGGCCCCGGCAGCACCACCUCUUCUCCUCCGCCUCCUUCUCCUCCGCAGCCUCGUUCCCCUCCUCGGCCUCCUUCUCCCCCGCCUCACGGUGUCGAACAACCUCCUGCAGAUGAGCCCUCACCCUGCGACUGUUCCGGUGCAGACGAGCGUUUUGGGGUGGUGCCGUUAAUUACGCUCGUAAUCGUGCUCGCUUUCGCCCGCGCUCCUUCUUCGCUUUUCCACGCCUCCGUUUUCAUCUCAUGCGUUUAAAUUGCUAGCUUGCUGCAUUUUAGUUUUACCUCGGCCUAUUGCUCAGGGCAUAUAUGAAUGUGUCGGUUUGAAAUUGAAUAAUGAGUAUGCUUUGUGCGGAUUCAAUGUGAAUAUUUCUCGGGAUGCAUGGUAUGUACUUUCCUUUCUUGUAAAGUACUAGUUGCAGCUCUGCAUGCAUAUUCAAACUGAAU
Vigna angularis (adzuki bean) is the source of this 1166-nucleotide messenger RNA. RefSeq names its product uclacyanin-3. The record is from RefSeq and is a predicted model, not a curated record. Gene Ontology annotation, cellular component: plasma membrane. The transcript has 3 exons. Gene Ontology annotation, molecular function: electron transfer activity. Lineage: Eukaryota; Viridiplantae; Streptophyta; Magnoliopsida; Fabales; Fabaceae. The coding region runs from base 310 to 975 and encodes 221 amino acids.